AACAGCCAGGAGUUGGAAGAGCUAUGUAUGCACAUAUAUUAUGUGUCUUUUCGUGUGCUCUCGUGCAUUCUGAGGGAUACGAAAAUUUGGCAUAUCUAAAACCUACAUGGCAAAGCUCAACUCAUGACUCUGCAUACAGUGAUUCUACAAACGCUGUUGAUGGUUUGAAAACAGAUUUCUCUUACAUAGGGAAACAAUGCAGUGUUUCUAGGGAUGGGGAAAGCACUGCCACGUGGUGGGUGAACCUAGAAGGAAUCCGAGGCAUAAAUUCCAUCGCCAUUUAUUACAGGACAGACAACUUUGCGUGGAAUUCUGGAAAUGGGUACACAGCUAGAUUUCUAGGAUUUUACGUGUAUAUUUCAAAUACAACGAACCGACUUGAUGGUUAUUUAUGUUUUCACGAUACAACCUACACCAGGGCCACUAUACCCGCCGUCGCUAACAUAAGCUGUCCUACACACGGACAAUACGUCAUCUACUAUAACGAGAGACUUCAAGGCUUUAACUAUCCAUCUGGAUAUUCCCAGUAUGCAUUUACUGAGCUUUGUGAAGUCGAGGUAUUUGGUUGCUCCGAUCCUACACGAUAUGGUUCAGAUUGUUCUCACCAAUGUUCUUCACACUGCCUCCAGUAUUGUCACAUAGAGUCAGGACAAUGUCCUCAAUGUGGGCCUGGAUACAAAGGAAAUAGAUGUGAACAAG
This is a messenger RNA of Saccostrea cuccullata (small rock oyster), 699 nucleotides long. RefSeq lists its product as uncharacterized. The annotation marks the transcript as partial. Lineage: Eukaryota; Metazoa; Mollusca; Bivalvia; Ostreida; Ostreidae. The transcript has 4 exons. The record is from RefSeq and is a predicted model, not a curated record.